Messenger RNA from Callorhinchus milii (elephant shark), 3770 nucleotides. RefSeq names its product STE20-like serine/threonine-protein kinase. Gene Ontology annotation, biological process: protein phosphorylation. The transcript is spliced from 16 exons. The record is from RefSeq and is a predicted model, not a curated record. Lineage: Eukaryota; Metazoa; Chordata; Chondrichthyes; Chimaeriformes; Callorhinchidae. Bases 79 to 3450 code for a protein of 1123 amino acids. Gene Ontology annotation, molecular function: ATP binding; protein serine/threonine kinase activity.
CUCUGCGAAGAACACGAGGACAGUGCAGCGCAGGGACUCGUUCAUCGGCACCCCUUACUGGAUGGCCCUGAGGUGGUGAUGUGUGAGACCUCGAAGGACCGCCCGUACGAUUACAAGGCUGAUAUCUGGUCACUGGGCAUCACGAUGAUUGAGAUGGCACAGAUGGAACCACCCCACCACGAGCUCAAUCCCAUGCGAGUUCUGCUGAAAAUCGCUAAAGCUGAGCCUCCCAGCUUGGCCCAGCCAUCCAGGUGGUCUCACGAGUUCAGUGAUUUCCUGAGGAAGUCACUGGAGAAGAACACGGAGGUGAGAUGGAGUGCUCAGCAACUACUGCAGCAUCCGUUUGUGGUGAACGUGACUGGCAGCAAGCCAGUGAGGGAGCUGAUCGCAGAAGCCAAGGCGGAGGUCACGGAGGAGAUUGAGGAGAGUAAAGAAUAUGAAGAGGAGGAGGAGGCCGAAACUCCAGGAUCUGCGCCAGGACACAAGCGAGCGCUGUCAGACAUCAGCACAGCCAGUUCUGAGGAUGAGAAACUCUCUCAGUCGCCUUCUAUCCUCGAGUCGGUGACAGAGAAAAAGGAGCCGCGAAACCCUGAGGAGAGCACGGACAAGGCCAGCGACUCGCUGUCUGACGAGGGGAUCGGUGCCAGCGAAAGUGACCGGAUGACAGAAAACAAUGUUUCCGACACCAGCAAUGAGGAUCUGCCGUCUGCCACCAGCAAAACCACUGAACCAGCCCAGCCCCCGGCCGAGAGCAGCCCUGAGCUGCCCACGACACAGGAGCAGGGCACUGGGGCUCGAGAGCAAAGAGUGAAGGUGUUAGCGAUAGGGAAAAGAAACGAGAAUGGGGUGGAGAAUCAGUCGGCAGUAGGAGAGGUGAUGGGAGCAGAGGUGAGGGGAGGGGGUGAAGGGACAGGAGCUCUGUCUGUGGAAGCAACAGGAAGGGCUGCAGGAGGGAAGGAGCAAGGAAUACAAUCCGUCACCGAAGAGAUCCACACAGCAGCUGCAGCAGCAGAGCCGAGCACAGAGGAGAGCAAACAGGAAGCCCCCAUCUCAGCCCAAAACCUUCCAGCAAUUCUCCAGACAGAACCGUGUGAACGAGAGGAUCAGCCAGGCACCCAGGGAGAGACCUACACUGAGCAGCGGCAGAUGGGAGACAAGUCAAAGUCUGCAGAUGAGAGCGCUGUUAAACCCGAGACCCUCACAAAGGCUGUAGGUGGGGCAGAGGGUCCCAGUGAGAAACAGAUUGGGGCAGCGGGUCCCAGUGAGACAGAGAUUGGGGCAGUGGGUCCCAAUGAGACAGAGAUUGGGGUAGAGGGUCCUGUAGAGACAAAGAUUGGUGUAGAGGGUCCUGUAGGGACAGAGAUUGGGGUAGAGGGUCCUGUAGGGACAGAGAUUGGGGUAGAGGGUCCUGUAGGGACAGAGAUUGGGGUAGAGGGUCCUGUAGGGACAGAGAUUGGGGUAGAGGGUCCUGUAGGGACAGAGAUUGGGGUAGAAGGUCCUGUAGGGACAGAGAUUGGGGUAGAGGGUCCUGUAGGGACAGAGAUUGGGGCGAAGGUUCCCACAGAGGAUGGGAGUCAGCCAGAGGGUGUCAAUAUGAGUAAGUCUGGGCCCGAGGCUCCUACGAAGGUUGAGAGUAGGCUAGAGGGUGCUGGUGUGAGUGAGAUCCAGCCUGAGGGGAGUGAGAGCCAGUCUGAGGGUCAGGCUGAAGGUGUAAUAACAAACAAACUAUUAAAUGAGAGGAAUGGCGAAGUCUGUAGUGAAACCCAUGUUAAAGAGGAAUGCAUGAGCCAAGGGGAAACCAAGCCACAAAAGGUUGCUGAGGUGUGUGUGCCUGUGGGGCCACGGGAGGUGACAGGGAAAGGGGAGAUCAGGGAUCAGAGCGGUGGCAAGCUCGGCAAAGAGAAGGAGCGGGACACAGACUCAGGAAGUGGGUCGAUGGCCGAGAACAGCAUCGAUCUCAACCUGUCCAUAUCCAGCUCACUGACCCGCAACAAGGAGACAGGAUCCAUAUCUCUGCAGGAAAUCCGGCAGCAGAAAAAGACCUUGAAGAAGACGCGUAAGUUCCUGGUGGACGGUGUUGAGGUGCGAGUCACCACAUCCAGAAUCCUCUCGGAGAACGACAGGAACAAUGAGGAGAUGAGGUACCUGAGGCGGCAGGAGCUGCGGGAGCUGAGGCUGUUACAGAAGGAGGAGCAGCGAACACAGCAGCAGCUCAGCCACAAACUGCAGCAACAGCGAGAGCACAACUACCGGCGCUUCGAGCAGGAGAUGGCGAGUAAGAAGCGUCAGUAUGACCAGGAAAUUGAGAACCUGGAGCGGCAGCAGAAACAGACGAUCGAGCGGCUGGAGCAGGAGCACACCACGCGACUGAGAGACGAGGCCAAGCGCAUUAAGGGCGACCAGGAGAGGGAGCUGGGCAAGUUCCAGAGCAUGCUGAGAAACCGCAAGAAAGAGGUUAAAUCUGAAGUGGAGAAACUCCCCAGAGAGCAACGAAAAGAGCAAAUGAAGCGAGUCCGAGAGGAGUUUGCACAGGCGUUGCAUGUCCAGGGAGUCGCCCAGGUCAUGAUACAGUCUUUUCAGUUGUCCUCGUGUACAUUGUUCAACGCUCAGCUGCAGGAUGAGCAGGAGUUCCUGCAGAAACAGCAGCAGGAGCUGGACGGAGCCCUGAAGAAAAUUAUCCAGCAGCACAAGCUGGAACUUGCCACCAUCGAACGCGAGUGUUUGAACAGCAAGCAACAGCUACAGCGAGCCAGAGAAGCUGCUAUCUGGGAGCUGGAAGAGCGCCACCUGCAGGAGAAACACCAGCUACUGAAGCAGCAGCUGAAAGACCAGUAUUUCAUGCAGAGACACCAGCUGCUGAAGAGACACGAGAAGGAAAUGGAGCAGAUGCAGAGAUAUAACCAGCGUCUGAUCGAGGACCUGAAGAGCCGGCAGACACAGGAGCGAGGCCGCUUACCCAAGAUCCAGCGUGGAGAGGCCAAGACGCGCAUGGCCAUGUUCAAGAAGAGUCUGCGGAUUGGCUCCUCAGGCUCCCCAGAACAGGACCGAGAGAAGAUCAAACAGUUUGCUGCUCAGGAGGAGAAGAGGCAGAAAAACGAGCGAAUGCAGCAGCACCAGAAACACGAGAACCAGAUGCGGGAUCUGCAGUUACAGUGCGACGCUAACAUUAGGGAACUCCAGCAGCUACAGAAUGAAAAGUGCCACCUGUUAAUUGAACAUGAGACACACAAGCUGAAGGAGGUGGACGAGGAGCACAGCCAGGAGCUGAAGGAGUGGCGGGAGAAGCUGCGACCCAGGAAGAAGAUUUUAGAGGAGGAAUUUGCUCGCAAGCUGCAGGAACAAGAAGUAUUUUUUAAGAUGAGUGGCGAAUCCGAGUGCCUUAACCCCUCAGCACAGAGCCGCAUUUCCAAGUUCUACCCGGUCCCCAGCCUGCACUCCACGGGAUCCUAACCACAUGAUUCGGGAAGUUUCUGCGGCUCUCGCACUAGUGCUAAUUGUGUAACUGGGUCACAGACUCUCCGCUGAUGCUCCAGCUUUCCAAUCCAUCACCUUGCUCUUCUGACGGCCGAGGUGGCAGAAUCCCGUCAGUGUGUGGGGCAAAGGCUGGAGCAGCUGUUAGCAUCCCUGUAAUACUGUCUCUGUUACCUUCCCUUCACCUCUCCCCUGGGCUCCUCAGCUGCAGGGUGAGGUCUCGCUGCUUCUGGUCUUAGCCACUGGAAGCACAAAGCACGAGGUCAGAGAACCUUAUUUCCUCUUCCCCUCCCCACCCA